AUGUUCUCCCAUGUACCGAUUACUGUCCAGGGUAUUUGUGAUAGUGGCAUAAAUCUCAGAACCUUUAAUCAUGUGAUUGCUGCGCAUCUGAGAGACGGCAGUCAACAGUACCUGAGGGGGGCUGUUGAGCGAACCGGAAACGAUGACGAUUCUAGUACUCCACUACAGAAGUAUUGUCGCCACAGGCUUAUCAGCCAUCUCACCUCGGACAUUAAUCCUAACCAUGGGGACCUUAUUCUGCUGUUUUGCUACGUGAUCACUGGGCUACUCGACAGCUCCGCCGUCUUUGUCUGGGGCUCAUUCGUGAGCAUGCAGACCGGCAACACCAUCUAUCUAGGCCUCGGCCUCAUGGGAGUCGACGAGAGCACUCGCUGGCUCAGAGCAUUAACCUCGAUCGCCAGCUUUUGUGUGGGCUCCUUCAGCUUUGCCUCUUUUCACCGACGGUUCUCUCCCCGCAGGCGCUGGGUGCUGUGCCUUUCCUUUACCAUCCAGAUGCUCUGCGUAGCGGCGGCUGCUACGAUUGUGACUACCCAUCAAACUUCUAGGGAUUCCCCUCUAACCUGGAAAGUGAUUGUUCCCUUAAUGCUGGUCGCUUUUCAGAGCAGUGGCCAGGCAGUGACGAGCCGUGCCCUGCAGUUCAAUGGUCUGACUAGCGUGGUGUUGACGAGUGUGUACUGCGACUUAUUCUCCAGUCCGGAGCUUCCUCCUUUGUCGAUGUUACAUGGAGUGGAAAACAGGCGACGUGGCGGGGCAGUGGUGUGUCUCCUGUUUGGGACGAUGCUGGGGGGUUUGUGGGCCAAGAGCCCGGUUGGGCUAAUGGGGGCAUUUUGGACGGCAGUUUUGUGCAAGGCGUUUAUCGCUGUUGCCUGGCUGAUUUGGCGGGGGCAAUCGACUGAGAACCUGGAGGAUGACGAGCUGGACCAAUGA
Messenger RNA from Aspergillus oryzae RIB40, 927 nucleotides. RefSeq names its product YoaK family protein. Bases 1 to 927 code for a protein of 308 amino acids. Lineage: Eukaryota; Fungi; Ascomycota; Eurotiomycetes; Eurotiales; Aspergillaceae. The record is from RefSeq and is a predicted model, not a curated record. The transcript has 2 exons.